GACCACUCUGCGUCGUGUUAUUAAAGUAUUGCAAACAGUGUAUAUAAAAUUUAAUAUUAAUUUGUGUCUAAAGUUAGAAUACACACUGUCGAUAGUCAGUAGUGCUUUAGUUAUAAACAAUCAGGAUAUUGAUAAUAUCGCCAACUAUUGCCCAAGUUAUUAAGUCUGAGUACAAACAAAGAAUAAAUCUUAGGAAAAAAUUGAAGGAAGGGAAUUUAAAAAAAAUGAAAUAAAGAGGUAGAUAAGUGAGUAAAUAUUAAAUAAGGGAACUAACGAAAUGUAUAUUUUAAAAAAUAUUUAAUAAAAUUUAGUUUCCUAGGAGAACAAUAGUAGCCUCCCUUCUCCAUUAAUAGGAUUAUGAACAUGUUUAUGACUGGCAGAUAAAUAUAGAGUGCGCACAGAUUGGAAAAAAUUUCAACUGUAUCAAAAUCUUGAAAAAAAAUUUUUUUUGUAUAUUUCAACGAAAGGAUUAAAUAAUGGACGGUCAAGAAAAUCCCAAGAACAACAAUAUGAGGAGUGAAAUGGAUUCAAUAACAUUAGAAAAUGCUUUAGAAAAAAAAUGUAAGAAUCAUGCUUGGUUGGCAUGGAUACUGUUUCUUACCGCCAGUCCGGUAUUUUUUAAUUCCGUACACUUAGCUUCCUACGUAUUUCUUGGAGGAAAUCCUUCGUUCUUCUGCAAUAUUCCAGAACUAAGUGCAGCUAACUGGACAAAGGAACAGAUAAGAAAAAUAAGUAGCCCAGGAGAGGGCAGAGAAAGCUGUGUUCAUUAUGCAUGGAAUUACUCUUUAUUUGAGGAUUGGGGCUUCGACGGAGCUCUUAGAUAUUUCAAUAAAAUGCCAAAGCCAGAUGUUGUAAAAUGCAGUAGUUAUGUUUAUGAUGAAGAUUCAUUUCAUCAGACUAUAGUUACCGAGUGGGAUCUUGUUUGUGAUGAUUUGCCUCUGAGGUCAACAGUUCAGAGCACCGUGGCUAUAGGAAAAUUUUGUGGAGCUGUCUUCUUCGGCCUCAUAAGUGACAGGUUUGGAAGAAAGCGGACAUUUAUAUUUUCAGCAAUACUUUAUAUGAUAGCAGGCCCUUCCGCAGCAUUCUUAACGAACUACGCAGCGUUUAUUUUAUUUAGACUACUGAUAGGACUCGCUGGUUCUGGAGUCUACGACACUGGUUACACACUCUUGCUGGAACUAACAGUGAAGAACUACAGAGCUUACGUAGGCAAUAUGUUCAACGUAGCAUUUUCAUUUGGACUUAUGUAUCUCCCUCUGGCGGCUUAUUUGACCAAUAACUGGAGACAACUUCAACUAGCGAUUUCGAUUCCAAUGUUUUUGCUCCUUAUUCAUUGCUGGUUCAUGCCAGAAUCACCAAGGUGGUUAAUCACUGCUGGAAAACUAGAGAAAGCAUCACAUAUCCUAGGGAGUGUGGAACGCUUGGGUAUUAAUGAUCCCGAACAAGUUUCCCAUUUAAAUUCCAAAGGUCGAUCUGAUUCACGCAGCGAGAAUUGGUGUUUUUUGUUUAAAGAUUACUUAAAACUUUUUUCUACUUUUGAGCUGGCUAAAAGAACUCUGAUCUGUUAUUAUUUAUGGUUUCUAGGAAAUUUGUAUUACUACCUAAUAGCACUAAGCGGAUCAAACUUUGAUGUCAAUCAGUACAUUUAUAUGGGACUGAAUGGAGUCAUAGAAAUUCCAGGAUUCUUGCUUCCUCUUCCGUUGUUAACGUACUUUGGUAGAAAGAGCUGUGGAAUAGUGUUGCUGAUUAUUUCUGGCAUCCCUAUGUUUGUAAUACUUAUGUUACCACAGGGUUGGCCAGUCAUGGCUGUGACUUUUAUUGGAAGGCUAGCAGGAGCUGCUGCAAACGGUGUUAUCAUGUUUCAAACUUUAGAACUGUUUCCAACAGAAAGUCGCAACACUGCCAUGGGUAGCUGCCUCACCAUGGCACAGUUGGGACCCCUGCUAGCACCAUAUAUAGUGGACAUAUUGGGGAAGAAGGCUUGGUGGAUUCCUACGACACUAUGUGGUUCUCUUGCAUUCCUAGGUGCAUUCUGCUUGAUGUUCUUACCAGAGACCAAAAACACCCCUUUACUGGAUACAAUCAAUGAGAUGAAGUUUCUUGAAAAGAAGGCUGCAUGCAAAGAUUCUGAACAAAUUAGCUGACAAAUUAUUCUGUCAACAUUUCAAACUCAUAAGAGUUGUACAAAAUAUAUUGUAUAUUUUAUUUGUAUGAAAUAUGUAUAUUGUAUAUAUUUAUUUUUGAUACCUAAUAUUUUAUUAUGUGAGUCUUUUUGUCCUAUUUUAUCAAUUAUUAGGAAAUAAUAGAGAAGGUCUUCUCUAUCCAUUUUAGAGUCCCUAGGACAAGAUUAUGGGAUUUUUGGAGAUGUCAGAUAUAUACAUAUAUAAAAAAUAAAUAAAUAUAUAUUUUUCUCCACUA
Molecule: messenger RNA, 2418 nt
Organism: Nezara viridula (southern green stink bug)
Lineage: Eukaryota; Metazoa; Arthropoda; Insecta; Hemiptera; Pentatomidae
Source: the annotation of a GenBank genome assembly